AACUGCCUUUUAUACGAAUUUAUUUUCAUGAAAUAAAAUUUGUUUCAAAUGGGGCCAACCGAAUAGCCACUUACAUGCUUUUUAGAUAUUCGAAUAAAUUUAUUGAUAUAAUAUAUAAACUAAUGCCAAUCACGUAUAGUCGUGGAAAUGUAAGAAAGAGUGCAUUUAGGUCUAGAGGGAAGUCUGCUCAUUCUUUUGAUGUAAGUGGCCCAAGAGCUGAGCAGUCUGGAGAUGGUGAGGGACGCGCAUUUUUACAAAUUAAACCUGCUAUAGCAGAUACUCGAGCAACGUUACAGAGGUCUAACACAACAUUUUCGGGUAACACUUAUUUAGGAAGGAAUGAAGGCAAAGAUGACGUUAUUAAUCUUCAAGCCGUUGGUGAAGGAAAGGUUCAGCUUUCUCGAACUCCACAGGAAAAAGAUCGUUUACCUGAUAGAAUAAGCCUUGAUAGAAGAGGCUUAUCGUCAAUACCGCAUAUAGUAGGGGAGCCUGGAUUAAGGUUAUUAUCAUUGCAACACAAUUUAAUCAAUAGUUUAUCGGGCCUGGUGCCACUCGAUCUGGGUAAACUUGUUUUUUUAGAUGUCUAUGACAAUCAAAUAGAUAAAAUUACCUCGUUAGAAAGGCUCUUUAGCCUUAGAGUACUGUUGCUGGGAAAAAAUAGAAUAAAGCGGAUAGAAGGUCUAACAAAUCUAUUAAAAUUAGAGGUUUUGGACUUGCAUGGAAAUAGAAUUACAAAAGUCAGUGGGCUAUCAAAUCUAACUGAACUAAAAGUUCUUAAUUUAGCUGGAAACCAAAUAAAAUUCAUAGGACAAAAUGAUUUUCAAGGAUUAUUGUCACUUAGGGAAUUAAAUCUUAAAAGAAACCGUAUAAGAAAAUUACUCGGGUUUCAAAACAUGCCAAAAUUACAAAAGUUAUAUUUGGGUAACAAUGACUUACAAAGCGUAGAAGAUGUUUCUUCGCUUGCUGAAGCUAUAACAUUAUUAGAAGUAUCUUUAGAUGGUAACCCCGUCGCAUUAGGAGGAGAUUGCACGCCUUUUUUAGUAUCCUACCUUCCAAAUCUAACAACAUUGACGAACAUGCACGUUACCGAACAAGUUCGUAAUGCUGCAAUGGCUUGGCGUAGUAAUAAAGAAGCUGCCCAUGCGGCAUACUGCGCAUUGAGUGGGUCAGCUCAACAAGCUGCUCGAAGAGAUCAAAUUAUCAACAACGCAAGGACGAACUGGGAACUAUUGAGAACCGAAAAUAAAUGUUUUCUUAGUCCAAGUUCUACAAAAAAUGUAGAUGCAGUCAAAGAUUUCGAAGAAGUGUCGGUAUCAGAUACUCAAAAGGGAGCUACACAAACUGUUGAAACAUCGGUUAUGCCCGACGUUAUUGCAUGUGCGCAGCCAACAGAAAUCGCUUUGACCAAAGAAUGUCCGGAUUAUGAUUCAAAAGUGAAAUCUCCCGCUGCGGGUACCAAAUUUCAAAGAAGCAAUACUGCUCGUAAACCUUGUGAACGGCGUGUAAAUUUUUCUGAUCGUAGCGCCUCUCAAGACACUGAUGCGUCCAAUAGCAGCGACUUGCGACUUCCACCAAUUUUGCUACCGAUAAUAUCAUCGUUAGAAAGCGUUAAGCUAGCAGAUAAUAGUGAACCUAUUCUAAAAAGAUGGGAAAGCAUUUCUAGCGUUGAACCUGUGAUUGAUUCAUCAUUCAGCUCACUACCAUCUUCAUCAAGCGAUAGUGAGGAAGAAACAAACAAAAGAAGAUUCCGUCGAACGCCAACAGUUCUGAAAAGACGAGAAAAUUUCACUUCUAUGCGUUCAAAGUCAGUGUGUGACCCAGAAAGUCGUAGAGUCAAAUCAAGUUAUAAAAAUGUAGACACUGAAAACGCAAGCAAUAUUUCAAGUAGCUCCCACGUAGGUUCAAUAGUAACUUCUUCCACUUCUGGAAGUGAACAAAAUAGUAAAGCACUUAAAAGGCAAGGAUCGCUUAAUACAAAAAUAAAUAACAGAAAUAUUAGAAGUGCAACUAUUUCUCGUCGAAAUGAAAGGGCUUCGUCAGCUCAGAGAGCUUCUACCGCUAGAGCUAAAACUGGUAAAAGUUUAGCAAGUCUCAAAUCUUCGGAGCCAGUUCCAAAACCCCUGCCUACAACAAAAGAUAGAGAGCAAGGAGUAGAUUAUUUAGUGGAAAUAAAUGAAGGGGUUGUCAGCGCAUGGGGUGCAGGCGCCGUACGUCGUCUUGCACGUGAAUGGGAUUGGGAAAAAGCACGCUCUGUCACAAAAGCUGCAUUUCACUACGUACACUUCAAUGCAGUCGCACAAUCCCUGCCAGAGUUAAAGGCUAAAUUUCCGAAUAUUUCCCACAUAUCCGUACGUGCCACUGGUCUUCAAUAUCUUGGCCAAUUACAUUCAUUAGCUGAAUUACGCGGAUUAUCUAAUUUAACGGUUCUACCAGAAGGAAAUCCUAUAUGUAUGAAAACAUGGCGUGAAUAUGCCAUCUACAGACUAGCUCAUUGGGGUCUCAAAGAAAUUAACGACGAAAUGAUCACCGAGGAAGAAAUUAAGUCGGCCAACGAAACUUAUAACGGUUUGAGUGACAUAGUGCUCCGAGCUUUACCUGAUGCGCCCCUGCAACCACUACUAUCACGACUUGGUAAGAGUGGAAACAGCUCUGUCAGUGCCAAAGCUUGGCUACGUGCUGCAGACCCAGCCUUACGCGAUGUGAUCGCGAAAGAAGCUCUUCAGUACAAGAAAGGGAGUGUAUCACAGGAGGACCUGAGUUGGCGUGUUCGUGGAUGUGGUCAAUUAUCUACCGCUAUAGGAUUAGCGUGUGGGGCGGCUCAACGAUUGCGACUGCUUGAGCUGCAGUGGCCAGUAAUAUUUGUUGACAUGAUAGAAGAUAUAUUGAAUGAUUUCGCUGAUAUGGACUCACACGUAAAAGAACAGAUGAAAGCACUAACAGAUUCUUUGCAAUAACAGAACAGUAUAAUGUAAGAUAGCAAAUAUUUAGCCAAAGGUAACAGUGCCAUUAAUGCCAGUAGAAUCCCGCUAACUGUUAUCCAGUACUGAUAAAACUUCUCACAUAGUUGCUCAAAAUAGCUAGAUAUACAUACAGAUUACAUAGGAAAUGAUGCCGUUUAUAAUUUUAUAGAAAAUUGUUUAAUAUUUUAAUAGAUUGUU
Zerene cesonia (dogface butterfly) is the source of this 3158-nucleotide messenger RNA. Its product is annotated as leucine-rich repeat-containing protein 49. The transcript has 11 exons. Bases 75 to 2954 code for a protein of 959 amino acids. Gene Ontology annotation, molecular function: protein binding. The record is from RefSeq and is a predicted model, not a curated record. Lineage: Eukaryota; Metazoa; Arthropoda; Insecta; Lepidoptera; Pieridae.